UGCGGCGUUUUCUUCCGCGCGUUUGCCUCUGCAACAUAGUAGCCGUCGGCUGCAAGGCGCACCGUUUAGUAAAAAGAUAAAAGAACCCAGCAGCACCUGCUGAGUCCUGCGCGCGAGUCGCCAAUUAAUCUUUUCGACAUCUGGAUUCCGCCGCGCCGUCGCCGAGUUUGGGUCCUCAUCUCCACUCGGUUUAAUUCCUUACCAGUACGGUUAUUUGUAAGAUGUUGCAGUGUAUGAGAGAGUCAAGAAAAUUAUGGUAUGAUGCUGUUAAAACCGAUCAAUGUUUACUCAGAUUCUAAAUUAGACGGUCCAUCUCGCAUCACCAACCCUCAGUCUCAGGUAAUAUGACGCCCUGCCUUUGCUUUUUUCAUAUUUGAACUGUUUCCUCUAUAAGGGUUUAGUUAGAUUAUUCACUUGCAUAUAUUCAGCUUAGCAUUCCAAGUGUUUGCUAAAAUGCCAAAGUUGAUUUUAGUUUGAACACUUUGUUGGUCAGAUUUAUUUUGUAUUAUCUAAUUUAGCUUUGUAAAUAAGAAUUGGGAAAUGAAGAGAAAUGAGAAAAGCUUAGUUCUUUAUAAUAAAACUAAUUUCAAUGAAUGCAACAACUCCAUAAUGAGGGUGAAAAUGAAAUUAGAAGUGAGAACAGUGAAGAGAUUUGGUGAAAUUUGUAAGAUUUUUUAGUGUUGGUGAAAUUUUGUCUUUUUAGUUCUUUUUCUUUGUUGUAUUGACUUUUUGAAUAAUAGUUUCAUGUACUAGUAUGCCAUGCUUCAAGAUGCCAAGUAUGGUCAAGUUUUCAUGUGUUUAGGCUUGCACAAAACUCAAGUAUUUCUUCCUAGGAUUCAUGUUAUAAUAUUAUCCUCUCACCCUGUGCUUUGCAUGCUUGAGGCCUUUUCAACAGAACCGAAGUUUGAGAAAACUGUUGGAAUCAGUGGAGUGGGGAAUAAAUUUUAAAACUCAAAGUGUGUUUUUAAUUCGUAUAGGGGAGCAGCUCCUUUCAGUUUUUUUACGCUCUCAUCUUCUUAUUCUUCACUUUUCGGGGUCCAGUCAUUAGUUCAAGAACUCGAAGUCCAGAAUUGCUUCAAUGACUCCGGUUCCAUGCUUUCUAUUUAAUAAUCUUCAAUCUGCAGAGCAUCAAUUCUUUAAAUGAUGGAAUCGCCUCUCACCUCACACUCUCUGAUGCAUAAGGGUUCCAUAAGAAGCAGAGGAAACUAUAUUUAAGGUGUUCUGUUUUCUGCUGAUAAUUUGGGCCUCCAAAUGUGCCUAACAAAGCCAUGGCUUUAUUUCUCUACGUUUAUGUGUUAGUGAGAAUCCACGAUUGCUAUUUUUGUCUUUCUGGAAUACGCAGGUGACAAAGGAAAAAGAAAGCAAACAAAUCACCCUUUGGGAUACUUUUGGGUUGUUUCUGACUGGAAUUGGGGCACCUGACAUCAUCUUCUUCACUUGUUAACCGCGCCUCUUCUUCGCACAGCCGCUGUCUGCAACUGCAGAUUCGCAGCAGCUGCAAGCGCAAUAUCGCGAGCGUAUCGUGACCGUAUCAAUGGAGUAUCGGAGCCGUAUCGUAAGGUCAACAUCUUAGAAAAGUCUACGAUACGCCAAGUGUCGUAUCGGUGCCGUAUCGUAUCGGCUCCGUAUAAGCUCCGAGCAACAGAGUGCCUUACUAUCUCAGUUACGUAUAGAUAUGGGUUUCCUUCAAUCUCAAUGACCGGAACCUUACUCGGCCAUUUAUUGCAACAGAUAAUCAAAGAUGCCCCGUAAACCGGUGAGGCAUCGCCGAUUGAUGAAAUAUCAACCUCUGACUUUUUCCCCAUUUGCUCGUCAAGUCGCUCGGGUUGCCUCCAGCUGCAUGUCCAGCCGCCAAAUGCACGGCCCAGACCUCCCGAAAAAAUCUCAACCUAACUCCGCAGGUAAUGGAUCGAGAAAGAACACUUUAAAAGUCAAGAAUGAACACUCCGAGUCUUCUGAUGAAGAAGAGUUUGAUGGAACUGUGCAAGCAGAUUUUGCUUUCUUUGAUCCAAAACCUGAUGACUUUCACGGAUUGAAGACCUUGCUACAGACCUACCUUGAUGAUACAGAAUGGGAUUUGAGUGGUUUUGUAGACUUAAUUUUGGAACAGACCACUGUAGGAACUGUUGUUAAAAUAGAGGAUGAUGAAGACAAUGGAAUUUUUGCUCUUGCUACUGCCCUUAACUUGGGCAGAUAUAAGGACCACAAAUGUUUUAUGGAGGUUAAGGAGUUUCUCCUUAAGGUAUCUCAAGAGAAGGAUGUAAUAGAUGACCUGCGAUCACUUUUGGGAAAGGAAGCAGAGAGUGUCGGUCUCUUGGUCUCUCAACGGGUGAUGAAUUUACCUCCACAGCUCUUGCCACCUCUUUAUGAUGCGCUCUUUGAUGAAGUCUCUUGGGCUACAGAAGAUGAGCCAACAGAGGAGCUCCGCAAUUUCUUUCGUUUUAAGUUUUACAUAAUAGUCAGUAAAGUUUACAAGCACAAAAAUGCACACCAGAAAAAGGGCACGAGUGCUAGUGACGAGGAAAUAAUAUAUAUAAAGCCAGAAGAUGAAAUUUUUCACGAGCUAAGCUCCUGGUCGUUUGAAUUUUCUUUGCACACUCAGCAGCUUGCAACUCAUGAGCUGAGAGACUAUCGGCAAAUGGGGUUAGUCAUGGCGGUUAAAGCAGACAAGAUCCCUGCAUUUCGACAGCAGUUAAAAUCUUUCGUAGAGGGAUCAUGAUGCUAAUCGAAAGGUGUUGCAGGUGCCAAAUUUUGAUUUAUAUUUGAAGGCAUUAGGACAUUCACGUGGUGAAGGUUUUGGAAGCGCUCGUUGGUCCCAAAUGGUCCCUCAAAAGAUUCAUCGAAAAAGCAGAGCAAGGAAAGGUACAGAAAUAUUGUAUUGAGGAACGUGUCAUGGACCAUCAUAAGCUAUUAUCUCCCAGAUUCUAUGUGAACCAGAAGGGAAAAUAGAGAGAGAGUUUGAAACCAUCCAAAAGAAGUGGAACUUUACGUAUGAGGCCAAAGAAGAGCACCAUUAUCUUAUAAUAUUUGUGAUUUUAAAUUUUGUGUGGCGA
Molecule: messenger RNA, 3053 nt
Organism: Prunus avium (sweet cherry)
Lineage: Eukaryota; Viridiplantae; Streptophyta; Magnoliopsida; Rosales; Rosaceae
Source: RefSeq, a predicted model, not a curated record